GAGCUCCUCCUGCGGGGCCAGAGGGCGCAGGUCCGGUUGUUAUGGUGAAGCAUUUCCCCAGAGGGCUGGAGCUGGAGCAGCGGACAGCAGCUGAUUCAGUUUCACCGCCGUAGGUACGCACAGGAGCCGCCACUGACAGGAAACUCCACAGACAGAAGACAAUCUCAUUGAGGAACAAGUCGUUGAAGCUUUCAUUCCCAGCUCUCACAUUCUGAAGAUCUACCAAAAAGUGCAGCACCACCACACCACCAGUAACAAGUUUCUGAAGGUUCUCUGUUCACCAUCAAAGGAUAUUUGAAUCAUGUCACUAUCUACAGUAACUGGACCAGGCCUUGUCCUGAGAAUGCCCCUUUUUAUUGUCAUUUAACAUCUUGGUUGACCUUGUGGAUUUGUUGGUCACUGCCGCACACGGAUUCUCAAAUAUUACCCCUUUGUCAGAUCCAAGUCUCUGACACAAUGACCACAAGUAUGGAUUAAAAGUUGAAAUAGAGAAUCUACGCAGGAGAAAAGUUUGAUUUUGCCUUUCCAGCUCUUCCUUCUUCCUCUCUGUCUCUCUUCCCUACAGUGGAUCCUCAAAGUUUCCCACAGUUGAAAUGGAUGAGAGGACUGACAGUUGGUUGAAAUCCACAGCUUGGAUUGUUUUUGGAUACCUCUCUGCCAUUAUUUUGCUUUGGCACAGUUAUGUGAAAGAUGGGCAAGAGACACUGCCAUAGUUUCAUGUUUUUGCUUCCUUCGGAAAUCAUGGAGAUAUCCGUCACCUGAUUGUACACCACAAUUAGUUUUGUUCCUUUAUUCUUUGGACAUUUUUGCUAUUUGUUUUUUUUCUCCACAAAAGGAUACUUUUUCAAAUAAACUGCAGCAUCUUUUUUGUGGUCUCCCACAGGCCGUAAUGUAGGCCUGUUUGGCCUGUCAGAGGGCUCUCUUAAGGGGCACGAGGGAGUCAUAUGAGAAAUUUGGAGCUCUGAAAGGAUUUAAUAUCCUUCACGGACUAAGUGAAACAGACAGGAAAAUAGUAGCAAAGCCGCUGUAGCUGGUGGUUGUGUUGUGGCAAAAUGGCAGCAGAUCACGGCGAGCUACUGGCUGAGAUGUCAACAAUCGGGCGUCUGAGCGCCACAGAACGCCUAAAGCACGCCCAGAAGCGUCGCGCUCAGCAGCUGAAGGCUUGGGCACAGAUGGAAAAGGAUGCAGCACGAGGGUCAAGAGCCAAAGCAGAUAAGAAGAAGCCACGCACCACCAAAGUGAAAUUCCCCAACGCUGUCACCCUGCUAGACGCAACUGCCCGCAAUGACUUGAAUGAGGUGAGGGAGCUUCUUAACAGCGGUGUCAGCCCAGAUCUUGUCAACGAGGAUGGACUGACAGCCCUUCAUCAGUGCUGCAUCGAUGAUUUUGUGGAGAUAGUGCAGUGCCUGCUGGAUGCUGGUGCCUGUGUGAAUGCCUGUGACAGUGAGCUGUGGACGCCGCUGCACGCUGCUGCCACCUGUGGACACACUGGACUGGUGCAGCUCCUGAUUCAAGCUGGGGCUGACCUGCUGGCUGUUAAUGCGGAUGGCAACAUGCCCUAUGACCUCUGUGAGGACGAGGCCACCCUCGAGCUGCUGGAGAUGGUUAUGGCUGAACAGGGGAUAACUCAGGACCGUAUAGAUGAAUGCAGGGGGGCUAAAGAGACGGCCAUGGUGGCUGACAUUCGGGCUCUUGUGGAGAGCGGAGCAGACUUGAACGCACAGGACAACAAUGGGGCAACUCUGCUCCAUAUCGCAUCUGCCAAUGGCUAUGUGUCUGUGGCAGAGCUGUUACUAGAGAACAGUGCACAGGUGGAGGUGAAGGACUCUGACGGCUGGACGCCGCUACAUGCUGCCUCCUGCUGGGGACAGAUCCAACUGGUGGAGCUGCUGGUGGCCCAUGGAGCGAGUCUGAACGCAAAGUCUGUCCUAGAGGAGACGCCUCUGGAUGUAUGCAUGGAUGAGGAGGUCAGAGCCAAACUGAUGGACUUGAAGCACAAACACGAUGCCAUCAUGAAGAGCCAAGACAGACAGAAGGGCACGCUGCAAAGACGAGCAUCGAGUACUGGGAGCAGAGGUAAGGUGGUGCGUCGUGUCAGUGUGAACGAGCGCUCCAGUCUUUACCGGCGGGAGCAUCACAAAGAGGCCAUGGUGUGGCAGGAGCGUGGCCGACAGCCUGAGCCCCAGGACGACGACGAUGACAGACAGACUGACAAUGAGCUGCACCAGCAUGCCACUAUGGUUGCUGGUGGUGCAGCUACGUCACAUAUAGAGGAACUGGAGUCUGCGGAUAGGAAACUCGUCUCGACCCUGGGGAAUGGAGAGACCUCUGUUUCUCUCACCUCCUCUGUGCCUGGAGAGCUGUGGAUCGGUGAAGGUCCCAUGGAGCGCAGCGCCUCCUACCAGCUCAGCCCCACAUCAGCAGAGGGUGAAGGUUCAGACAGUAUGACUCGGGAGAAAUCACACCACACCCUGGCUGACCUGAAGCGCCAGCGGGCAGCCGCUAAGCUCAAUAAAUACCCAGCACCUCAGCCACCCCUGCACCCUCCCUUAGAGGAGGAGCCUUCUGUUGCACCGGCAGAGGUGGCAACCACUCAGGCUCAGCCAGAGCCCCAAAUGACCCCUGUCUCAGCGGUCUCCCCCAGCCAGGUGUACUUCACCCCAGCCAGCGGAGAUCCUCCUCUACUGAAACUUCGAGCCCCCGAGGAGGAGCAAUCCAACAAUAAGGAGCCUUGCUGUGGACUCAUGUAGUUCACCUCACACACUGCCUACAGAGGACAGAAGCUGGACAUGUUACACCCCAAAGUGGCAAACCCUUUUGAAAACAGACACGCUUUAAAUGAAUCACUGAAGUUAAGGCCACAUGCCAAUGAGGGUUCAUUCUACACUGCAGUCCAAGUACUAAACUCAUUCUAUGUCCUCAUUUCCUCUGCACUUAUCUUUUCCUUUCACAAAACUUAAUACACAUCUCAUACUAGACAUUCACACUGAAGGGCUGCUUACGCUGCUGCACAUCAUGUGGUUCUAGUGUUGCAAUCAUAAAGCUCUGCUCCUCUCAGUCUUCUUGGUCUUUUUUUUUACUCAUAUCUUACUUAAUUACUCAAUUAGACUCACUGAAAAGUCUUAGAAUCAUGUGAAAGAUUAGAAAUCCUCAAAUCUGAAUGAAAAUUAAUUGUAACUGAUUUAUCUUAAAUUCAAAACAAGGCUCUGUUUUCUUUGCUGAAUAAAUGGUGUUAAAGGUACGUGGUCUACAUUUGCAGACAUUCACAUUAUAAGCACGAGGUUUUGGUGUGUGGGAGGUUGGUUGCACUAGUUUCAGUUUAUAAUACAGCUAUUCUGAAUUUUCAUUUACACAAAUAUGGAUUGUUUCCUUGCUUGAUUUUUCUUCAUAAACAGAAAAUAUAUUGUAACAGUCUUGUUACUUUUCAGUGCACAAAAAGGCCUACAUUUCAAGUUUUGUAAUGGUGCAAUUUGUAAAUUAAACAUUUGUCUUUAAUGCAAGAUAAUUGAUAUUUCAAAGGAAUAUUGUACUCCGCUUAUCGUUAUCACGACCAGAUUACUAUUUUUCUGUCAGUAUUUCUUUUUUUUCUACCAUCAGAAUGGAAUUGCAUUAUUUAUUCUAUCUGAUGCUGAGAGUAAGUGACUUGUACCAUUGUUGAAGAAAAAUAUAACUCUGUAAAGAAAAAAAAGUGAAGGCAAAAUAUUUUUAUGGUCACAGAAUUAUCAGAGAGAUGGUGUUUAGUUUUAUUGUCAAACCAAGUCAACUUGUCACAUGAUUGUCUAUCAAAGGUUGGUGCCUUCAUUAGGUAGCUUAUUUAAUGUAGGUUUGCAAUGCUUGCACGUAGUCCCACGUGUAAACUUGGUGAGCAGUGGGAUUAAAUGAUCUGUCGGACAUGGACUUGAUGUACUGUCAAUGCACUCCAAUUUCUGUAUUGUAUUUCAGUUUUGUUAGUGAUUUUUACUGAUCCCUGUUUAGAAAACCGAAACAUAAAAAGAUGUUUUCACAAACGA
Molecule: messenger RNA, 4010 nt
Organism: Acanthochromis polyacanthus (spiny chromis)
Lineage: Eukaryota; Metazoa; Chordata; Actinopteri; Pomacentridae
Gene: ppp1r16a
Product: protein phosphatase 1, regulatory subunit 16A
Exons: 11
Coding region: 1053-2750 (565 amino acids)
Cellular component (GO): cytoplasm
Molecular function (GO): enzyme inhibitor activity; protein binding; phosphatase regulator activity
Source: RefSeq, a predicted model, not a curated record